This is a messenger RNA of Eubalaena glacialis (North Atlantic right whale), 3077 nucleotides long. RefSeq names its product striatin interacting protein 2 (gene STRIP2). Lineage: Eukaryota; Metazoa; Chordata; Mammalia; Artiodactyla; Balaenidae. The coding region runs from base 34 to 2550 and encodes 838 amino acids. The record is from RefSeq and is a predicted model, not a curated record. The transcript has 21 exons. Gene Ontology annotation, biological process: cytoskeleton organization. Gene Ontology annotation, cellular component: cytosol.
GAGCGGCAGAGGGGAGCUGCUGAGGAGAGCCGCAUGGAGGACCCCGCGGCACCCGGGGUCGGGAACCCGCCUGCCAAUGGCUACAGCAACGGCAACGGCAACGGCGGCGGCAAAGGGAAGCCGGCGGCGCCUAAAGGCCGGGAAACGUUCAGAAGCCAGCGGCGGGAGUCGGAGGGCUCUGUGGACUGCCCUACCCUGGAAUUUGAGUAUGGAGACACAGAUGGGCACGCAGCAGAGUUGUCAGAAUUGUAUAGCUACACUGAAAACCCGGAAUUCACCGCUAACAGGAGGUGCUUUGAAGAAGAUUUCAAGACCCAAGUGCAGGGUAAGGAGUGGCUGGAGUUGGAGGAAGAUGCGCAGAAGGCCUAUGUGAUGGGACUCCUGGACCGGCUGGAGGUGGUCAGUAGGGAACGGCGACUGAAGGUGGCCCGAGCUGUUCUCUACCUGGCCCAAGGCACUUUUGGGGAAUGUGAUUCAGAAGUCGAUGUACUCCACUGGUCCAGGUACAACUGCUUCCUGCUCUAUCAGAUGGGGACCUUCUCGGCCUUCCUGGAGCUACUCCACAUGGAAAUCGACAACAGCCAGGCCUGUAGCAGUGCUCUUCGGAAACCAGCCAUCUCCAUUGCUGAUAGCACAGAGCUCCGGGUGCUGCUGAGUGUCAUGUACCUAAUGGUGGAAAAUAUCCGUCUGGAGCGAGAGACAGACUCCUACGGGUGGAGGAGAGCCCGGGAGACCUUCCGCACUGAACUGAGCUUCUCCAUGCAUAAUGAGGAGCCUUUUGCCCUUCUGCUUUUCUCUAUGGUCACCAAGUUCUGCAGUGGCCUGGCUCCCCACUUCCCCAUAAAGAAGGUCCUGCUUCUGCUCUGGAAAGUAGUCAUGUUUACCCUCGGUGGAUUUGAGCAGCUGCAGGCUCUCAAAGUACAGAAGCGGGAAGAAUUGGGCCUGCCUCCACUGGCUGAGGACAGUAUCCAGGUGGUGAAGAGCAUGCGUGCUGCCUCCCCGCCCUCUUACACUCUCGACCUGGGGGAGUCUCAGCUGGCACCACCACCCUCCAAACUGCGAGGCCGCCGUGGUUCUCGAAGGCAACUCCUUACUAAGCAGGACAGCUUGGACAUCUACAAUGAAAGAGAUCUCUUUAAGACUGAGGAACCAGCCACAGAGGAGGAAGAGGAGUCUGCUGGCGAUGGAGAGCGUACCUUGGAUGGAGAGUUAGACUUGCUAGAGCAGGACCCUCUAGUGCCACCUCCACCCUCACAGGCACCCCUCUCUGCUGAGCGGGUGGCCUUUCCCAAGGGCCUACCAUGGACCCCAAAGGUCAGACAGAAGGACAUUGAACACUUCUUGGAGAUGAGCAGGAACAAGUUCAUCGGAUUCACUCUGGGGCAGGACACAGAUACCUUGGUUGGAUUGCCCAGGCCCAUCCAUGAGAGUGUGAAGACCCUCAAGCAGCACAAGUACAUCUCCAUCGCAGAUGUUCAGAUCAAGAAUGAGGAGGAGCUAGAGAAGUGCCCCAUGUCUUUGGGGGAAGAGGUAGUACCAGAGACGCCGUGUGAAAUCCUCUACCAGGGCAUGCUGUGUAGCCUCCCCCAGUACAUGAUUGCUCUACUUAAGAUUCUACUGGCUGCAGCCCCUACCUCCAAGGCUAAGACAGACUCUAUCAAUAUCCUGGCAGAUGUCCUGCCUGAGGAGAUGCCCAUCACUGUUCUCCAGAGCAUGAAGUUGGGCAUUGAUGUGAACAGGCACAAGGAGAUCAUUGUAAAGAGUAUCUCUGCCCUGCUCCUGCUACUCCUCAAACACUUCAAACUGAAUCAUAUCUACCAGUUUGAAUAUGUAUCACAACAUUUGGUAUUUGCCAACUGCAUUCCAUUGAUCCUGAAGUUCUUCAAUCAAAAUAUCUUGUCCUACAUCACUGCCAAAAACAGUAUCUCGGUCCUGGAUUACCCAUGCUGUACCAUCCAGGAUUUGCCAGAGCUUACUACGGAGAGUCUGGAAGCUGGAGACAACAACCAGUUCUGCUGGAGGAACCUCUUUUCCUGCAUCAACCUUCUGAGGCUGCUCAAUAAACUGACCAAAUGGAAGCAUUCCAGAACCAUGAUGCUGGUAGUGUUUAAAUCUGCUCCAAUCUUAAAGCGGGCCCUCAAGGUCAAACAGGCCAUGCUGCAACUUUAUGUGCUGAAGCUGCUAAAAAUACAGACCAAGUACCUGGGGCGCCAGUGGAGGAAAAGCAACAUGAAAACCAUGUCAGCCAUUUAUCAGAAAGUACGCCACCGCAUGAAUGAUGACUGGGCUUAUGGGAAUGACAUCGAUGCCAGGCCGUGGGACUUCCAAGCAGAAGAAUGCACCUUGAGGGCCAACAUUGAGGCUUUUAACAGCCGCCGGUAUGACAGACCCCAGGACUCUGAGUUUUCACCUGUGGAUAACUGCUUGCAGAGUGUGCUGGGGCAGAGGUUGGAUCUGCCUGAGGAUUUCCACUACUCAUAUGAGCUCUGGCUGGAGAGAGAGGUUUUUUCACAGCCCAUCUGUUGGGAGGAGCUGCUCCAGAAUCACUGACUGAGCUCUUGUCAACAAGCAUCUGAUAGAUGGGGGUUGGCUCCAAUAAAUGGUGCUCUGCCUACCCUGCCCACUCAGCCUUUGUUUCCAGCUCUAGGAGUGCUUGUCCAGGGUAGCGGUGACCCAGCCUUAGGACAUCCAGUGUAGUUCAGGACUAUUAUGGGGGCAGUUAGUCCUGGAGAUAAUACAAGGCUGGCAUCCUGAGUGAUAACAAAUUGAUCUAAUUGCCCUGGGGUCAUUUGGGUGCCCAGUUGCCCUUGAAAUCUCCUGCUGGAUCAGCCCUGGACAGGCUCUUUUGUGGGACUGCUCCCUGCUUUAGUCUUGCCUAGAACCAGGCUAGCCUUUGCUGGCCCCAAAAGUGAGAAUAAGUUUACUAUGGCAUUUGACUCAUGGCAUUCAUCAUAGGUAAUGGGAAGUGCAGGUCAUAAAAUAGGGAGAUCAUUUCCUUCUUGCUCACCCUGGAUUACCAGAGGUUUGGCAAACCCAACUUUGAAAUAAUGUCUGUAUUUUAAAUUUAAAAUUCUGAC